AUGAGUACAGCAACCCAAACUAUCACUGCAUCUCCAGCAGCAGUAGCAACAACAACAACAAUCACAACACCACCAACAGGAGCAUUCUUUCAACCAUUCAUUGGCAAUCGCGUUAAACCAACAUACCCAUUAAGACAAGUUCAACGCAUUAGAAAACAAAUAUCAUCUACGUUAAAUAGACAUACAGGUGGCGACCAAGAACUACAAUCAGAGGUUCUAAGAAGUUUCAGCAUAUCUAAACAUGGAAGAGGUAUCAAGAUGUUGCUCGAUCCCAAAGGAGAAAAGAUCUACAACGAUGGUACAGUUUUUAUGGCUACAAGAGAUUAUAGUUGUCUCAACAUCAUUAGAAAGAUGCACAAGGAAGCAAAAGAUGGGAAAAAGAAUCAUUUUACAAAAACACAAAUAUUAUCAUCGGUAUCACCUUUUCAUACUGCCACAACUAAGAGAUUUUGGUUUCAAAAUGAUUUGAAUGUGUAUUGUAACAUUGCUCACAAGACUAUAGAUGCCAAAAUUCAUCCAGUUGUAUUUAAAGAGAUAGGUUCUAUGAUUACUUUGAACUUCAAGGUUGAACAUUACGAGUCAAAUGAAUAUAGAUCCUAUCAGAGAUCUGAUCAUUUGAUUUCAACAUAUAAUGAUUUAAUCUUUAUUCAAGGAUCCUUUGACAAAGAACCAAAAUCUUUUAUAAAUAUAUAA
Messenger RNA from Cavenderia fasciculata, 693 nucleotides. RefSeq lists its product as uncharacterized. Lineage: Eukaryota; Evosea; Eumycetozoa; Acytosteliales; Cavenderiaceae. The transcript has 3 exons. The coding region runs from base 1 to 693 and encodes 230 amino acids. The record is from RefSeq and is a predicted model, not a curated record.